Molecule: messenger RNA, 1150 nt
Organism: Acomys russatus (golden spiny mouse)
Lineage: Eukaryota; Metazoa; Chordata; Mammalia; Rodentia; Muridae
Gene: Haao
Product: 3-hydroxyanthranilate 3,4-dioxygenase
Exons: 10
Coding region: 167-1027 (286 amino acids)
Biological process (GO): quinolinate metabolic process; 'de novo' NAD+ biosynthetic process from L-tryptophan
Cellular component (GO): cytoplasm
Molecular function (GO): iron ion binding; 3-hydroxyanthranilate 3,4-dioxygenase activity
Source: RefSeq, a predicted model, not a curated record
UCAGACCCAAGAGCCGCGCACCAUGGGGUGGCGGGGGAGUUGCCGGGUUCUUUGACCUCCAGGACGCUGAUUAAAGAGGUGGCCCACAAGAGGUUGAACAGACGGCAUCUCUCCAACUGCCCGAUCGCCUGGCGACACACUGAAGACAGACGACUGCCUGCGGGCCAUGGAACGCUGCGUCAGAGUGAAGUCUUGGGUAGAACAGAAUCGGGCCUCUUUCCAGCCUCCGGUUUGCAACAAGCUUAUGCAUCAGGAGCAGCUCAAAAUCAUGUUCGUCGGAGGCCCCAAUACCAGGAAGGAUUAUCACAUUGAGGAGGGUGAGGAGAUGUUUUACCAGCUGGAGGGAGACAUGGUUCUCCGUGUCCUGGAGCAAGGAAAACACAGGGAUGUGGUCAUACGGCAGGGAGAGAUAUUCCUCCUGCCUGCCAGGGUGCCCCACUCUCCACAGAGGUUUGCCAACACCAUGGGGCUGGUGAUUGAGAGAGGGAGGCUGGAAACUGAGCUGGAUGGGCUGAGGUACUAUGUGGGAGACACUGCGGAUGUCCUCUUCGAGAAAUGGUUCUACUGCAAGGACCUUGGAACGCAGUUGGCCCCCAUCAUCCAAGAGUUCUUCCGCUCUGAGCAGUACCGAACAGGAAAGCCCAACCCUGACCAGCUGCUGAAGGAGCCACCAUUCCCACUGAGUACACGAUCCAUCAUGAAGCCCAUGUCAUUGAAAGCCUGGCUGGAUGGCCACUCCAGGGAGCUGCAGGCAGGCACAUCCCUCAGCCUGUUUGGGGACACCUAUGAGACGCAGGUCAUCGCCCAUGGACAAGGUAGCAGCAAAGGCCCAGGACAGGAUGUCGACAUGUGGCUGUGGCAGCUGGAGGGCUCCUCUAAGGUGACAAUGGGAGGACAGUGUGUGUGCCUGGCUCCAGAUGACAGCCUGUUGGUGCCUGCUGGGAGCUCGUACACGUGGGAGCGAGCACAAGGGUCUGUGUCCCUGUCUGUGACACAGGACCCUGCCUGUAAGAAGCCACUGGGGUGACUCUCUUAUGUGGGUGCCUGAGCACUAUCCUGCAGCCGCCCCUUCUGCCUCACCACAUCGCCAGGGACAUCAUCAAGCACCUCAACAGGCCCCUUGCUUGGUCAUGGGUUGUCACUGUCACCA